Molecule: messenger RNA, 2410 nt
Organism: Syngnathoides biaculeatus (alligator pipefish)
Lineage: Eukaryota; Metazoa; Chordata; Actinopteri; Syngnathiformes; Syngnathidae
Product: kelch-like protein 33
Exons: 5
Coding region: 1-2358 (785 amino acids)
Molecular function (GO): protein binding
Source: RefSeq, a predicted model, not a curated record
AUGGAGCCGAGCGGGAGCGGCCUGCCGGCGGACUGGGAAGAGCAGUGGAGGAGGGAGAAGGAAAGAAGGAAGCAAGUCCUGGCAGAAGGAAAGGAGGCAGUUGAGAGGGACAAGCGCGAGCUAAGAAGAAUUGUGGCCUUCAAUGACUCAAGAUUGGGGCUGACGAGUGAGAGGGCAGAACCGGGCGGGUCCGAGCUGAGUGAAGAAGAUAAUGUACGCCUGUAUCGGAGCGAAAGCUUUCCUUGUGAGACCUUCGAGGUCCUGAGGGAGUUGCUUGGAUCAGGUCUCCUCACAGACCUGACGGUGACCACAGAGGACGGGAGCAGCGUCCGCGUUCACGCUUCCGUCCUUGCCGCCGUCAGCUCUUUGGUUGAGGUGAAGUUGCGGGAAGAGGAUCCAAGACGCGAUCGGGGCGAGGUCGCUCCCCGCCAGUGGUCUCUGGUUCUGGGACCAGAUGUGGAUCCUUGCGGCCUGCGGGCAGUUUUGGAGUUCGCCUACACUGGGGCGCUUCUGGCGGGUGACGCGUUACCCCGAGCUGUCAAAGCAGCUCGGGCCCUCGGAGUUCCGAGACUGUUGGACCUCUGCGACCAAACAGCUGCAGCGAAGGCAAGUCCAAAGAGGGAAGAAGCUUUGGAAGAAAUGCGAUGUACCCUUCGCUCAGUCGAGCAGCUGAGGGAAGAUGGUGUCGGCUGUGAUGUCAUUUUGGAUGUGAGCGGAGCCUUGUUGCAUGCCCACAGGGUGAUCCUGGCAGCGGGCAGCGACUACUUCCGAGGAAUGUUCACCAGCGGGAUGCGGGAAUCCCGUCAAACCCGCGUGGACCUCCCUUUAAAGGUCGCUCCGGAGAUGGCCGCUUUGAUUUGCUGCUGCUACCGUGGGAGCCUUCCCGUUAACUGGGACCGCGUCUUCGAGCUCGCCUGCGCGGCGAUCCGGUUUCAGUUCCGGUCGGCCGUCUCGCUUUGCCUCCUCUUUAUGAAACAGGAAAUGGGAGCCAGUUCCUGCCUGGACGUGGCUUCUUUCGCCGAAGCCUACGGGAUGUCGGAGCUCCUCGAGGAAGCCAAGGACUACGUCCUGAGAAACUUCUUGGAGGUCUCUGCAACUGAAAAGUUUCAGGACCUCCGUACGGAGAUGCUUCUGGAGUUCCUCUGCAGUGACGGUCUCAGCGUGCCGUCCGAGCUGGUCGUGUUCCGAGCGCUGGUCUCCUGGCUAGAGGCGGAUCCUGAGCAGAGACUGAGACAUGCUGGAAAACUGAUGAGAGGAGUUCGUUUCCACCUCAUGACCUUCCGGGAGUUCAGGGAGGUCAGGGCAAUCAACCUGCGCAUGGAGACCCAAGAUGUGCAACUUCAUGGUGCUGCUUUCAAAGAGUUUGGCUCCAGCCUCUCUGCGCAGGAUCAGUGUCGCGUGAGGUACCCCAAAGACUCCCUGGUUCUCGUCGGUGGGGACCGACUCGACCCAGACGUGGGUCAGCGCCUGCCGAGUGGGGAAAUAUGUUUUAUAAACUCCUUGCGCUCCGGCGUAGGCCUGGUGAAGGACAUCGAGUGGAGGAGCCUGUCCCGGAUUCCGGACAGGCCAAAGUUCAGACACGGGGUCGUGACAAUUGGGGGGAGUUUGUUUGUGCUUGGAGGAUGUCACUUCUACGCCAAGGACGACGUGAUGAAAUCCACCUACAGCUAUGACCCAAAGCGAGACUCCUGGAAGAGGUGCAGUGACAUGCAGGAACGCCGAAGUAACUUCUCAGCGGUGGCGCACCGAGGUCAGAUUUGUGCAAUCGGUGGCGACAGGCAACUCGACGCCAAUUUGAACAGUGUGGAGAUGUACGAUAUCGAGGCCGAUACCUGGAGGUUUGUCCGUCCUCUGGACCAACCGCUAAGUGGCCAGGCUGCCGCGGUCCUCGACGGGAGGGUCUUUAUUUCCGGAGGUUUUGACGCCAAGUACGUAUGUCUCGCUUCCCUGUUCCUGUAUGACCCCGAGGAGGAAAGGGUCCAUUUGGCCGAUAUGAUUCAAGACCGGGCCCAGCACUGCAUGGAGUCCCUGCGAGGGCGCCUUUACGUGGCCGGCGGCGUGCGCAACCAGAGGAAGUUUUACACCGACCAGCUCGCCUGCGAGGUUUACGAUCCUGCCGCCGACUGUUGGACGACUCUGGCGGCGCUGCCCGUACCUCACGUGGGCGCGGCGUCCGCCGUCCUGGAGGAGAACCUUUACAUUCUGGGAGGGUACUCUCAAGAGGACAACAGCGAAUCUGGACUCGUGCACCGGUAUAACCGCGCCACGCAACACUGGGAGAGGAUGGGAAAAGUGCCGGUGGCUGUCACUGACAUUCGGGCUUGCGUGCUGCGACUGCCCCAGCACUUGAGACGCUAGCUUGAAGGGCUGAAAUGUCACAUCAUAUUUGUAUUUUCUCUCUCACCAGUGU